Molecule: messenger RNA, 984 nt
Organism: Rubroshorea leprosula
Lineage: Eukaryota; Viridiplantae; Streptophyta; Magnoliopsida; Malvales; Dipterocarpaceae
Source: the annotation of a GenBank genome assembly
AUUUUCUGUAAUUUUCUUAUAAUCAACAAAUAUUAUUGCUUUUAUCUUUCUCUCUAAUUCCUGUUUAAUUUUCUUUUCUCACUUUUUUUUUUUUUUUUGCUUUUAUGAUACUAUUUGGUAGGGAUCUAUAAGGAUUUUUCAUCCAAAAAUGAAUGAUUCAAUGAAAUUCUCAAGUGGGCAUAGAGAUAAGGAAGAAGACCACUCAAAAGUCUUGGGUUUGGAAGAUAUUGCUCAAUUUGAAUCGAGAAGCGUUCCAGAGCCUUUACAAUUACCAACUGACAAUCCUAAUGAACUACUCGAAAAGAACAAAAGACAAAAAUUCAUUAUUUCUCUCGAAGCAAUGGAGCACAAAAGGAUAAUGGCUUAUGAAGCUAGAAAAUGGGUAGGUGUUUUGGUGUACAAAGAGAUUAAUGAUAGGUUGGGUUACUUGGGAAAAGUCCAAGCUUAUGACGAGGUUACUAAACUUUACAAGAUAAUGUAUGAUGAAGAAAGUUAUGAGGAGUUGACUAAGGAAGAAAUGAUGAAGAUUGUCGCUUCUCCUCACUUAGCCUGUGAAUACCUUGCCCUUAAAGAGACUAAGGAAAAAGAACAAGUGGAGAAGAUUAAAACAACAAAAGCAAAAUCCUCUGCAAAAAGGAAAAAGCGAUCAUCAAUGAGACAAUUUAAUACAAAGGAAAAGGCCAAGAAAACAAAGGCUAGUGACUAUGUUCCUCUUGCAUUUAGUGAGAAAAAGAGGGAUGACUAUUAUUGGUAUUGAUGAUAUUGGCAACAUGAGAAGCGUGCAUCAACAACCUAUAGUUGAAUAUGGUUUUUUAAUAUAGUUUUUUCUCAAAUUGGAUAUUUUUUUUUUUCGAAAAAAAACUUAAGAUCUUUUUUUAAGCAUGUAUGAUAAAGUUAAAUAAUGAUGUUAUGGAGAAAGGGAUAUGAACUUUUGAAGUCUUUCUAUUCUUUUAGGAUCAAUAAUUAUAAAAUCAACUUUUGUUU